AUGACGGUCAAACCAGUCCCAGCCGCAAAGGCUGAAUCCUUCGGCGAAGUAGUGGCAAGACUUGCUUUGAAGGCUCUCAAGAAGUGGAAGACUGCAGGUCCUGGCGAACGCGUCAUGAUUGCAAUUGCUGGCAUUCCCGGCUCCGGCAAGACGACAUUGGCGAAAGCAGUAUCGGGCAAGAUCAAUCAGAUCUAUUGCAAUGAAGGCAGUCAGCCCCGAGAUCAAAUGAUCUCAUGCGUCUUACCCAUGGACGGCUUCCAUCUGUACCGCUUACAACUAGCAACGAUGCCGGAUCCAGUCGUGGCCGUUCACCGACGAGGGGCCGCAUUCACAUUCGACGCCCAGCGUUUUCAUGACCUCGUGGUGGCGUUACGACAGCCUGUUCAUGACGAUUCCGAGGCCAUCUACGCGCCUAGCUUUGACCACGCAUUGAAGGACCCGGUGGAGGACGACAUUGCUGUGACUUCUCGGUCGCGCAUCGUGAUCUUCGAGGGCCUCUAUCUCGCUCUAGAUAGGGCACCGUGGAACAAAGCCGCGCAACUCAUGGACGAGCUAUGGUUUGUGGAGGUCGAUCGAGAGGUAGCUCGCUCCCGACUGGUCAAGCGUCAUGUCGCAGCUGGGAUUGUUGCCGAUGAGGCGGCCGCCGAGCUUCGCGUAAGCAGCACAGAUUUUUUAAACGCCGACGACAUUCUGGCGAACAGACUACCCAUUCAGGAGCACAUCCUUAUGGGUUGA
This is a messenger RNA of Purpureocillium takamizusanense, 735 nucleotides long. RefSeq lists its product as uncharacterized. The record is from RefSeq and is a predicted model, not a curated record. Gene Ontology annotation, cellular component: cytoplasm. Bases 1 to 735 code for a protein of 244 amino acids. The transcript has 2 exons. Gene Ontology annotation, molecular function: kinase activity; ATP binding. NCBI's taxonomy places the organism in Eukaryota, Fungi, Ascomycota, Sordariomycetes, Hypocreales, Ophiocordycipitaceae.